Molecule: messenger RNA, 2633 nt
Organism: Camponotus floridanus (Florida carpenter ant)
Lineage: Eukaryota; Metazoa; Arthropoda; Insecta; Hymenoptera; Formicidae
Product: facilitated trehalose transporter Tret1
Exons: 3
Coding region: 125-1504 (459 amino acids)
Biological process (GO): transmembrane transport
Cellular component (GO): membrane
Molecular function (GO): transmembrane transporter activity
Source: RefSeq, a predicted model, not a curated record
UUAAGAAUACAUACAUCACUUAUCUCGAUGACGCAGAACGUUUUAGAUUUCACAUCUCGACGAUUGUUGAGAACAGAUACUCUUCACGAAAGCUCAGUCAUAAACAUGCUGCGGAAAGAUCAUUAUGGAUCAUAAGAUGGAAAAGAAAGAAAUAAGGAAAGCAAUUUGGCCUCAAUGGAUUGCUGGUACCGGAGUCACGCUUUCGCUGAUACAAGUAGGAAUAAUGGGGGCUUGGAGCUCGCCAUAUAUCGCGUAUCUAACUUCAUCCAAAUCCCAUAUUUCCGUAACAAUGGACGAAGCUUCUUGGAUAGUUUCAUUGCUUAACCUAGGCAGACCAGUUGGCGCCAUUCUCGGUUCUGUCGCCGUCAACUAUUUCGGUACUAAAACAACGAUUCUCGUGAGCAGUUUACCAAUGGCUUUCUGUUGGCUCUUUAUAAUGUUGGCUGAUCGAGCGGAGUGGUUAUAUGCAGCUAGAUUUCUAAGUGGCAUUGGUAUAGGAAAAACAUACAGCAGUUUUUCGCUUUACUUAAGCGAAAUCGCGGAUCCUACCAUUCGCGGAGCUUUGGUAUUUCUGGCGGUGUCUGGCUUAUCAAUAGGCAAUCUAAUGAUAUGCAUCAUGGGUGCGAAUUUAAACAUGGAGAUCUCUGCUAGCAUAUGUCUCGCCCUUUGUUUUAUACUGAUGAUCAUCUUCCUCUGGUUACCGGAAUCGCCGCAUCAUCUCGUCAAGAUUAAUGCCGAGGAAAAAGCCCGAGCAUCGAUGCUCUGGUAUCACCGCGAAUGUGACGUAGAAUCAGAGUUGCAAACCCUGAAGAAAUUUAUUGAAAUAAACAAUAGCAUAAGCUUCAUAAACGUUCUAAAAGAAUUCAAAGUUCCGCAUAUUUGGAAAGCGCUAGUACUCGUGUUGGUGCUCUUUAUGUACAGUCAAAUGAGUGGUUUGAAUAAUGUGGUGUUCUACAUGGAAAGCAUUCUGCGAAGCGCCAAUGUAAAUGUCAUAGAUCCGUCAACGGUCGUGAUCAUCGUUACCGCUUUUGGGAUUGUUAGUUCCUUGCUCUUUAUGCUGUUAAUUGACAAGUUUGGCAGACGAAUCCUGAUGAUCGCUUCCAGUUUGUCUGUCGCGAUCUCGCUAAUUUGCCUGGGGACGGCAUUCCAGCUUCUCGAUGCGAAUUAUGACGAUUUGCAAGCACUAGCAAUCUUCUCAAUGUUCUUCUUCGAGCUGGCCGUUUUUAGCGGUAUUAUCUCGAUACCUACCACGGUAAUGGGCGAGAUAUUUCCGCCGCAUGUUAAGUGCAUGGCUGGCUGUUUAACCAAUGUCAUGGCUGGAUUCUUUGCUUUCAUAUCCACGUCGACCUAUCAGCCUCUAAUUAAUUUAAUCACCGAGAAGUACGUAUUCUACAUCUACUCUCUGCUGCUGUUAACUGCUGUACCGUUUACACUCUCCUGCAUGCCAGAAACCAAGGGCAAAUCGUUGCAGCAAAUCCAGGAAGAAUUGACGAAGAAAAGUUGAAUCAAGUACGUUUAUUAAAUUGUAUCAGUGAACAAUUUAUAGCAAUGACUUGUAGCGAUGAUUUAUAGCAAUGAUUUACGAAUCUUGUGAUAAUGACUCAUUUUCUCGCACUCAUUGCAAGAAGUUUUUCAUAACAUAUUAAUAUCAGCGCCAAGUAACGUUAGUACGUCCAAUAAUAAUCUAAUAAAUUGUAAUUUCACGCGAUAUUUUCAUUCGGUAUUAACAAAUCGAUACAAAUAAGUAAUAUCUUAUCGUUAAAAAAAGCUGUGAAUUGAUGCGAAAUAGUAAAUGAAUAUUUUAACUUUAAUUCAUUGCCUUUAAUUCAUAGACUUAGUCUACGCUCAUUGCAUUAUUGAUACACAUAUGCACAAUAUAUUUUAUCUUUAUAUAUAUUAUAAUUGUUAAAAAAUUUUAAUUGUUUGUUUUGUUGAAUACUUUUUAUUUUGUUAACUACUAAAGAAUUAUUUAACUAUAUAAAGAUUAUAUUAAAAAUUGCGUUAUAAUGAAUAAUAAUGAAUGAUAAAUUUAUAAAAUCAGACGCGGCAGAGCGACACGAAAUAAUCUUGCUGUAAUAUAAUUAUACAAACUGAAACUAAUUCUUACCUAAUUUUUCUUUAGAACAAAAUUAUAAUUAAAAUCAUGAAAUUUUUUCACGAUUGAUAUAAGGUUCUCAUAUUUACAAAUGUGACGAAAACGAUUUGGUAAGAUAAGAGGCUAUUUUAGUUGCAUUAUCAUGUUACUUUUAAAUAAGCACGAUACAUUAAAUUAUCAACAUUUUGAUAAAAAUAAAUGUAAUCUCAUAUAUGAAACAAUAGAAUCUCUUCUAGAAAGAUUUAGAAAGUCAGAUGAACUGUCUAGUCUCACGAUACUGACAACGAGACAUGAUAAAUGAAUGUAAUGUAAUAAAAAUAUAAAAGCCAUUUUUAAAUUAGAAUCUGGAUUAAAAUUAAUAUAUCUCAUAAUGUAAUUAAGCAAUAAUAAUUGCAUGAAAUGUUAUUCAGACAGAUCUGAUGUACCGUUCUGAUUUAUUCCAUCGUUAAUUAAAACACAAUGUAAUUAUUUUUUUUAAUAAAUAUAACGCAUCAUAUAAUACGAUGAUCCACGAUGGAAUUCGGCAAAUAUUUCUUAU